AUCCCUGACAUUGAAUUCUAUGAUCCCGAUGGCAUGAUGCCAAAGAAGAAAGAGGAACUGUUGCAUUGGCACAGUGAGCAAGUUGCUCGUAAUGUAACCUUUCAUUUCAAAAAAGAAAUGAUUGCCUAUUGCCAAUCUGACGUCGCAUUGUUAAAAGCUGGAUGCAUCAAAUUCCAGCAGGAAUUCCAGUCACAAGCAGGGUUCAAUCCCAUGGCCAAGUGUAUCACCAUCGCUUCAGGAUGCAACCUCUACUGGCGCAAACACCAUUUAACACCCAACACAAUUGCCGUCGAACCUCUCCGUGGAUGGAGAGGUGCGAAUACCAACCAAUCCCUCAAGGCCCUCCAAUGGUUGCACUACCAGGAACAUCAAAUUGCCAAGGAGGGGGCAUCGCCAGACAGAAUCCACCACGUCCGUAACGGGGGCGAACAGUCCGUCCGAACCAUCGCAAACAGCUAUUUCGUCGAUGGCUACGAUCCACUCACCCGUACUGUGUAUGAAUUUCACGGGUGUCUCUAUCAUGGAUGCCCCCGCUGCUAUCCCAACAGGCAAGCAAAGCAUUAUGCCACACCUGAUAGAACCGUGGAGGAACUGUAUCAGGCCACGAUAUGCAAACGCAUGGCUCUUCUCCGAGCGGGGUAUACGGUCAUCGAGAUGUGGGAGUGUGACUGGAACAAGCAAGUCGACACGAAUCCAUUGGUAAAACAUUUUCUUACAUCAUUCGAUCUAGUCGCCCCCUUAGAACCCCGCGACGCCUUUUUCGGUGGACGGACAGGUGCGGUAGCCCUACAUGCCGUGGCGGGGGAGGGGGAGGAGAUACGUUAUACAGAUAUCACCUCCCUCUACCCCUGGGUGAAUAAGAACAGUACCUACCCUGUAGGGCACCCUACCAUCAUCAGCCAACCUGCAGACCAGACUCUGGAUUCAUACUUCGGUAUAGCCACGGUGGACAUAAUCCCUCCCGCAGGCCUCUUCCACCCCGUGUUACCGGUUCGAGCAGGUGGAAAGCUCACAUUUCCUCUAUGCCGUAGUUGUGUGGAAGAGGAACAGGCCAAACCAAUGCUAGAAAGAACGCACUACUGUCAACACACAAACGCCGAACGUACCUUACGCGGAACCUGGUGCACACCCGAACUGUUCAAAGCCGUCGAAAAGGGGUACACCCUCAUCAAGAUCCACGAAGUCUGGCAUUUCCCCCCCGAGCAACGCCAAACGGGUCUUUUCGCCAAUUAUGUCAACACCUGGUUGAAGUUAAAACAAGAAUCAGCGGGGUGGCCCGGUUGGUGUCAGACCCUCGAACAAAAACGAGACUAUAUUCUUCGUUACCAGGAACGAGAGGGCAUUCGACUCGAUAUUGCCAGCAUUGCCAAAAAUCCCGGUCGUAAAGCCACUGCCAAGUUGAUGUUGAACAGUUUCUGGGGUAAAUUCGGCGAGCGUAUCAACAAACCCACCACCGUCACAGUCAAGGACCCCGCCCAUUUGUUCAACCUGAUUUCCGACGCCGCUCUUCACCUCAGUACUCUCCGCAUCUGUACCAACGACAUCUUAGAGGCCGUUUACACCAGCGUCCAAGACAAUGCCGUCAAAGGCACCAAAACCAACAUCUUUGUGGCGGCCUUCACUACGUGCCAUGCUCGGCUCAAGCUCUACGAGUCCCUAGACACCCUCGAGGAACAAAUCCUCUACUAUGACACGGACAGUGUGAUCUACCGAUGGCGUCCCGAUCAACCCUCCAUCGUCACGGGUGAUUUUCUGGGGGACAUGACGGAUGAACUGGACGGGGACAUCAUUACUGAGUUCGUUUCUGGGGGCGCUAAGAAUUAUGGGUAUACGACACGACGGGGCAACGUGGUGUGUAAGGUGAGAGGGUUCACUCUGAACGUCCGAGGCUCGGCCAUCCUCAAUUUUCAGACAAUGAAAGACAAUAUUUUGGCUGAAUUAAAUAACCCACAGGAUCAUCGCCGUACCACCAAUGUGGUAACGCCUUAUUAUUUCAAACGGGAUCUAGAAAAGAAACAAAUUCAAGUGGUGCCGCGCGUGAAGCAGUAUGGGUUGGUGUUCGACAAACGUGUGAUCGAUGAGACCACCCGAUCGAGCCAUCCGUAU
Molecule: messenger RNA, 2106 nt
Organism: Porites evermanni
Lineage: Eukaryota; Metazoa; Cnidaria; Anthozoa; Scleractinia; Poritidae
Source: the annotation of a GenBank genome assembly